Messenger RNA from Scheffersomyces stipitis CBS 6054, 3724 nucleotides. RefSeq lists its product as uncharacterized. The coding region runs from base 717 to 3668 and encodes 983 amino acids. The record is from RefSeq and is a predicted model, not a curated record. The transcript has 3 exons. NCBI's taxonomy places the organism in Eukaryota, Fungi, Ascomycota, Pichiomycetes, Serinales, Debaryomycetaceae.
ACGGCUUUGUGGGCACAAGUCUCGGCGACUUGAUUAAGAACAGGGCUUUCCACCCCGACGCAUUGGUCCAACGGGUAAGAACGAAUAUUCCACGGACUCUUCCAUACUAUGACAAUGUUCACAUCGAGAGUCCAAGUUUCAGCGACCCCAUUGCGAAAGACUUGAAGAAGUUGUAUCCACACAGGCCAGUAGUUGUAGCUGAGGGCAGACCCAAGAGUCAUGACUUUGAGUCAAAUCCAUACCAGGCGCAACUGUAUGGUAAUGGAAGUCCCAAUGAUACCUCCAACGACCCAGAUGAUGUUGAGGCAGAAGAAAGUAUUGAUUUAUACUCGCUGUCGUUGCUAGAGCUUCUCAAUCUUUUGCUUGAAGAGACUCAUUUGGACGACAGCAACAGGAUAUCAAUAGAAAACUCGCUCUUGGAGUUGACUUCCUAUCUUCCAAAACCAUUGCAGUCUUGGACUUGGAAACACGCCUCGUCUCAGGCUUCAUCUUUGUCUAACGAAAAGCAGCAUCAGUUAAAAUCUGCUAACAAUUUCAACCAAAGUGAUCCUAUCUAUCCAAAUGGGACGCUUUCCAAAAUAGUGAUCGACAAUUACACCAGUUUGUUGCGUUUCUCAUCUACUUAUUUCAAUUUAUCUUUGGCUUCUCACAUUACCAGAUACUUGGUUGAAUUGAUCUACAGCUUACAAUAUUGGGAGGUGUAUCAUUUGCUCUAUAUGCUCCCAAACUUAGAGUAUUUCUUGAAAUUGAUUGACUUCGAAGUAGUAGACACCGUAUAUGGACCUCUUGUUAGGCCCCCGGAAAACUAUUUGAAGGAUUCCAUGUUAUCCGGUUUGCAGUAUCCUUUUCCAUAUCCAUUCUACAACUAUUCAUACCAUUCAUUUGCCCAAAAUGUGGACUCCAAGAAGUACAACAGAAUCAAUACUAUACCUUAUGAAGAUAUAACGCUAAAAGAUGUACUGCCACCAAAGAAACGCAGAGGAAGACCAAAGUCUAUAUCUGAGCCUAUGUUAAAGAAGAAACCAGGCAGAAAGAGAAAGAACCCAUUGACAGAAGAUAUACUAGUAGCUCAGUCGCAGACAACACAGAAGGAUUUCCCUAGUAACACGGAGAGUGAAAUGAGUGGCACAGAAUCAGAACAUGAAGGCUUGGGAGACUAUGACGAUAUCCCGGAAGAAGAGGAAGUUAUUAUUCUUGACGAUGAAUAUGAUGAAGAAGGUUUCGAUGAAGACAUGGAAGAUGACUAUGUGGAAGACGGUGCAAUGAGGGCAGCAGCGUUUUCACCCGAAGCUAGCUCAAGAGUGGCUUCUACACAACCUGACUUUGAUAGACAGGAUAAGGUACCACAAUAUAAUGCUGGCGAGAGAGAAGAUCAUCGUUUGAGUUUAAGCUCUCCACCAAAAUCAUCACCACCAAUGACUCAAUCCUCACAAUAUACAUCUCAGGAUAUUUCUAUGAGACUUCCUCCACCUCCACAGGGCCUUUCUCCAACCGUUCCUUACCACCCUCCACCUCCAAUAGGAAAUGAAACUCAACAAUUAAAACCCCCCAGACUUCCAAGUGUUCAUGAACUACCGUUUCUUCCACAGUUCCAGCAGCCGGUACCUCAUUACCAGCCACUUACUGGACAGAACAGAACUCCAACAAUUGUUCAGGUACGACCUGUUCUGUUCCCAACGGCAUCCCAACUUUCACCAGUGGUGCAGGAACCACCAUUACCAGGAAUUCAGAAUUAUCAACCAAGGGAAUCUCCAUCUUCAUCUAUACCAACUCCACAAGUAGUACAUUCGCAUAUAAUGCCACAAAGACGAUCAAUAUCACAUAUACUGCCAACAAUCCUGGAUAGGCAUUUAGAAGCUUCACCCCAUUCAACCCAUACUAGAUAUAUAGGUCAAGACGGUUUUGUAAAGAUUCAGAGCGAUUCUUCAUUGCAAAAUCCACAAGCAUUAUAUGUAGAAUCGCAAUUAUAUCCUCAAACGCAUCGCCCAGGCAUUCCUUCGUAUCUGGUUCCACCUCCUCAAGGAACGCAGCCAUCCCCACCUUUACAGCAACAAACGAUUGAUAGCCCUCAAGAUAGACAACCGCUGAAGCUUCUUCUGCAAAUCCAAGCACUUAAGCUGCCGCAAAGAGGUCAUGAAAGCGAACACAUAGAGCCACAGGAAUUGUCACGAUUAGCUGACGACUCUGCAAGAAAACUCAGUUUCCAACUCAACUCAGAUCGCCCAAGGGAAAAGGGACCCGAUACGCAUGAAAAAGAGAGAGUAGAAAAGGAAAGGGUAGAAAGGGAAAGAACAGAAAGGGAAAAAACAGAAAAGGAAAAAAUAGAGAGUGAAAGAAUAGAAAGUGAAAGGGUAGAAAGUGAAAGAAUUGAAAAGGAAAGGAUUGCAAAAUCAGUUAUCAACGACAAACCAUCAGAUGUGAGUAGCUCCGAGGAUGAAAGAGAAACCUCAAUGGAAGCUGGCGAAUAUCAUCCAGAUGAUCAUGAAGGAAGUUAUGUGGACUAUGAAGGGGAACCAAUGCAAGGAUCAUCAGAAGGUAUGGAAGAUGGGAAUGGUAUAUUCCAAUACCAAAGUCGAUUAAGAUUCAUAGCUCAAUCACCAAAGAGUAGUGCAAAAUUGGAAGGAGGAGAGAUUCCAAUGCUAGAUGAUAAGAAGAAGAAUAAGUCUGGAGUAAUUCACCAGUGCCACUUAAUCGACCCUGGCACUCUUCGUAAAUGUUUAAAGAUUUUCUAUGGUAAGAAUGAAUUAUUGAGACACCAGGAGUUUGUUCAUGCUACAAAGAAGAAAAUCUACAAAUGUAUCUACUGUUCUAGAAACGGAGCCAAAGUUCAGAGUUAUCCAAGGCAUGACUCGUUGGCAAGACAUAUAAGAAGGAAGCACGGUGUUACCGGAAAGGAAAACAAAAUGGCUGUGAACUAUGCCAAAGAGAACGUAGAAGUCAUCGAUGAUCCAAAACUGCUAGUAACAAAGCAACAUACCUUUGUAGAGCCAUUGCCGCAUCCUCAAUUUCUCAAUCCAGACUUUACAAUCAAAUCUAGCUAUGCUGGAUUUUUACUGUUCAGCACGAAAGAGGUUCCCAACCCUAAACUACCAGUUAUUCAUACUCACCACUAUCCAAAGAAUAGGAUUGUCGACGUUGUAGAGUUUCCACCAAUAGAUCAGCCAGCAGGAAGUCUGUCAAAAGAGGUACUAUCACCUACAGUUUCAGCAAAGGCACCCAACGUUUUCUUGUCGAAGAUAUCUCCCAAGUCAGUAAAGUCACAGGAAACAUCUCCAGUAUUCAAGGUAUCUCCAUUGAAGUCAAUUACUUCUCCAAAGGAUUUGCCUUCUGUUGCUACUAGUACUAGUCCUCUUCAAUCAGUGGCUCCACCUCCAGUUGCUCAUCUUUCAAGUGGUGCGUCUCCUCUAAUCGGUCACAACACCGUAGGAGGUCCAUCUCCAGCCAGAGGAGACCCAUCUGCUGGACCUCCAAUUGCACAUAAACCUGGAGUGCUUAUUGGCCAAAACUCUCCUCCCAAAAAAGGAACAGUGUUACCCCUGAUUAAAGAGCUUGACAACAGCCACAGUUUUGGGGUUCACAGUUACCCACGUUCCAGCAGCGAUAACAUCCACAAAAGCAUGAAUUUGUCUUACUUGAAUGGCCCACCGCCUGCGGAAGAUAGAAAGUAGACUAUGUAGCUAUAUUGUAUAUCUCACGACGAAUAACGAAGAAAAUAGAAAAAAUG